AUGGCUAGUACUGCAAACGCCGCACUAGAGGUUAGUUACAUCAUCACUAUCAUCAUCAAUAGCAUCACUUUUCCCUUCACAAUUUUUCUCAACGUGCUGGUGAUAAUGGCCGUAAAAACGAGACCACGACUCCGAACAAACAGCAAUAUUUUACUGGCCUGCUUAGCGGUGACGGACGCUUUGGCCGGUGUCCUUGGACAACCGUCUUAUAUCCUGUGGAAGAUAUUCCUUUUACUCGGUCUCAGCUCAAGUGAAACAGUUGGAAAUUUCAAUAUCACUGUUAAGGCUACUUUGGUGGUUGCUUCAUGCCUUCAUCUGAUGUUGGUAACGUUCGAAAGGCUCAUAGCGAUCAAAUUUACGAUGCAUUACUCAAACAUUGUAACUCAGAGUACCAUUAAGAUAGCAGUAGUAUCAGUUUGGAUUAUCGCUUUCACAGCAGUAAAUUUAAGAUUGUUGAAAAUGUAUGUAUUAGCACGUUCCAUAUGUGGCUUUCUGAUUAUUUCAUGCAUCGUUUUCGUUGCCUUCACUUCGAUGAUUUUGUUUCAUGAAACCUGUCGCCACCAAAGGAAGAUAAAAGCACAGAAACUGCCCCAAGAAGAAGUGAAAAGAUUUACCAAAGAGAACAAAGCGCUUAAGACAACUGUGUUGGUAGUUUGUGCUGUUACUGUCUGCCUUCUUCCUGUUGCUUUCGGUCCAAUCUCUUUAGUUGCAGGCUUUCAUUAUAUUUCAACUAUCAUGGAACCAUGGUGGCAAACAUUUCCCUUGUUAAACUCGCUCGUCAAUCCACUGAUUUACUGCUGGAGACAAAAAGAAAUAAGAAUGUUUGUAUUUAGAAUAAGAAGCCAGGUUGGUCAUGCAGCUAAUAAUGAGUGA
This is a messenger RNA of Pocillopora verrucosa, 873 nucleotides long. The record is from RefSeq and is a predicted model, not a curated record. NCBI's taxonomy places the organism in Eukaryota, Metazoa, Cnidaria, Anthozoa, Scleractinia, Pocilloporidae.